GAAAGCCCUCUUCUCAUGAUCCGCCAUUAGCAGGAGAACUGUGGUGGAUUGAACGCCAAGAUGCAGAUUUUCGUCAAAACCCUCACGGGGAAGACUAUAACCCUCGAGGUUGAGCCUUCAGAUACCAUUGAAAAUGUCAAGGCUAAGAUUCAAGACAAAGAAGGUAUCCCUCCUGAUCAGCAGAGGUUGAUCUUCGCUGGUAAGCAGCUGGAGGAUGGACGCACACUGUCUGACUACAACAUUCAGAAGGAGUCCACUCUGCACUUGGUGCUGAGACUGCGUGGGGGUGCCAAGAAGAGGAAGAAGAAGUCCUACACCACUCCCAAGAAGAACAAGCACAAGAGGAAGAAGGUCAAGCUCGCAGUUCUCAAGUACUACAAGGUUGACGAAAACGGAAAGAUCCACCGUCUGCGUCGUGAGUGCCCAGCUGAUGAGUGUGGAGCUGGCGUGUUUAUGGCCAGCCACUUCGAUAGGCACUACUGUGGAAAGUGCUGCCUCACCUACUGCUUCAACAAACCCGAGGACAAGUAAACUAAUGAACUGGAGUAAAUAAAAUGUUUUCACCACCAA
Messenger RNA from Coregonus clupeaformis (lake whitefish), 570 nucleotides. RefSeq names its product ubiquitin-40S ribosomal protein S27a. Gene Ontology annotation, cellular component: nucleus; ribosome; cytoplasm. Lineage: Eukaryota; Metazoa; Chordata; Actinopteri; Salmoniformes; Salmonidae. Bases 61 to 531 code for a protein of 156 amino acids. Gene Ontology annotation, biological process: modification-dependent protein catabolic process; translation; protein ubiquitination. Gene Ontology annotation, molecular function: structural constituent of ribosome; protein tag activity; ubiquitin protein ligase binding. The record is from RefSeq and is a predicted model, not a curated record. The transcript has 6 exons.